UCGAUGCGCACCGCACUACGAACGCUUUCGGAAUGUUCAGUGUCCAACCGACGUCCAACCGGUAAAGCCACCGCUUUGCAAUGGUCCAGCUGCUGGCCGCCGGUCUGUUCGCGCUGUUCGGUAGUGUCGCCUUUGCCCAGUUCGAUCCUCACUUUAAACCGGGCCACCAGACGAUCGUCCAGCUGUUCGAGUGGCGUUAUCAGCAUAUCGAGCACGAAUGUCGUAGCUACCUUGGACCGCACGGAUUCGGUGGAGUGCAGCUGUCACCGGUGAAUGAGGUGCGCGACAGUCGACCGCCAACCUGGACGAAUCGUUACGAACCGAUCUCGUAUAAACUUAGCGGACGUUCAGGUAGCGAGACCGCCCUUCAGUCGAUGAUCACGGCGUGCAAUGAAGCUGGCGUCCGUGUGUACGUCGAGGUGGUGUUCAAUCAUAUGGCAAGAGCCAGUGCGGGCGAGGCGGCGACGACGACACGUGGUACGGCUGGUUCGAUCGUUAAUCCAGCGACACGAGAUUAUCCCGAUGCACCGUACAUAGCGGCCGAUUUCAACGAUCCGUGCACGAUCGUCAAUGCGAACGAUCCGCACGAGCUGCGCAACUGUUGGAAGGAGGAUCGUCCCGAUUUGAACCAUGGGCUGGCUCGUGUCCGUCAGCGGAUCGUGGACUAUCUGAACCGUCUGUUGGCACUCGGUGUCGCUGGAUUUUUCAUCGAUUCUGCCCUCUACAUGUGGCCGCACGAUCUGCGCGCGAUCUAUGAUCGGCUGCAGAACCUUAGCACCACCGUUAGUGCCGGUUACGCACCCGGGGCACGUCCAUUCGUCUGCUACGAUCUGUCCUACCAUCAACCGGGCGUAACACCGAACAUUAGCUGGAAGGAGUAUGCCGAGCUGGGAGUGUUGACACAGGAUCGCUUUGCGCUCGAUAUCGGUGAGGUGUUGCUGCGCAGAAAACCGUUCCACUACUUUGUCCAUCUCGGUACACGGUUAGGGUACAUGCCGCGUGAAAGGGCAUUGAUCUACGUCAACAAUCCCGCGUUGCUUCGUCAACCGGAUGCGGACGGGGAUCUGUUGGUGGUGUCGAUGCGUAAUGCCCGAGCUUACCGGAUCGCACUGGCCUUUAUGCUGGCCCAUCGAUAUGGGUUGGCGCGGAUCACGAGCUCGUACGAGUUUAGCAACCUUACCGAGGGUCCGCCCGUCGAUGCACAGGGACAGAUUGCACCGGUACAGUAUAGUGCGGAUGGCGGUUGCUUGCGGCCCUGGAUCUGCGAACACCGGUGGCCUACGGUAGCGAAGAUGGUGCAGUUCCGUCGGGCCACCAAAGGGACGGGCAUCGCCAGCUGGGUCGAUAAUGGGCAGAAUCAGAUCGGGUUUUGUCGCGAUCGGUCCGGAUUUGUGGCGUUUAAUGCGGAAAUAUCGCUCACGCUAAAGGCGAAACUAUACACCUGUCUCGAGGCUGGAACGUACUGUGAUCUUAUCAGUGAUGCGGCGUUGCUGGAAGGUGAUAGCGGUGCAGAGUGCCGUGGGACGCAGGUGGUAGUGGAUGAAGAUGGGCAGGCGGACAUUUUCAUCAAAACCCAGCUGGAGGAACCGUUUGUAGCGUUGCUAGCGACGAAGAAGCUGAACUGAACAUACUACUAGCGUUUGAUGGCGAAGAAGUUUCGUUACCGAAGAAGAAAAGGUGGAUUCACUUUUAAUUAAUUUUUUCAUUGCCAAUUCAUACAAAAUUGCUUGUUUGAUGUUGAAUCUAAGUAGUCAAAGAACGGUACGAACCAAUGCCUGCUGGUAUCUGCUAGGCUAGGAGGCUGAAAAUAUGGUCCUAGUAGCCGGUUUGUACAUUGUACUCGAAUAACUCACACAGCCUCGAAUAAAGGACAUUUGAUUCAACAUCUUCAUUGAUCGUAAAUCUGUAAAACUAUGUAAAACCAAUCCAGCAUGGUCUGGAUACAAACAUUAAAAGUAGCUCCAUUAUGGCAAUAUGUGUAAAAGAAAAGAUAGUAUGUUAGCUAUUAGUGAUUGAAUAAAAAUGGUUAUCUUUGCAUGCGGCGAUAAACAGCCGCAUAGA
Anopheles darlingi is the source of this 2061-nucleotide messenger RNA. RefSeq names its product alpha-amylase A-like. NCBI's taxonomy places the organism in Eukaryota, Metazoa, Arthropoda, Insecta, Diptera, Culicidae. The coding region runs from base 81 to 1625 and encodes 514 amino acids. Gene Ontology annotation, molecular function: cation binding; alpha-amylase activity. Gene Ontology annotation, biological process: carbohydrate metabolic process. The transcript has a single exon. The record is from RefSeq and is a predicted model, not a curated record.